UUCUGACUGAUAGAGAAGAGAAAUAAACUCUGGAGGUGUAUUGUGGAGGUACAGUGGUAAUGUCUCCACCUUUACACCAUGCAGGCCUAGCUUCAAGUUCAACUUGCUUCAGAGGUGUGUCUUCAACUGUCUGAACGUCUGUUACACGCAGUAGGAUGGAACAACAAUUGGCCCAUUUGUUAACACAUAUUUUGUGUUGUUGGAUGAAAAGUUGGAAAGUACACCACCCGCAUUUUGUGAGAAGAAGCAGAAAGAUACUGUCUUUGUUUCUGAAAUCAACACAGAAUCCUGCUGAAACUCUUAAAGUCUGGCAACAUUUAUGAAGAGAGAAAGAGUCCUCAGAACUAAGAACAAGCAGUUUUGAAGAAGUCAUAUUGGACUUAAAAAACAUUGACUCCGCAGAUGUAGCCAGAUUGACUGAGUUUCUCCUGCGUUCUCUGUUUAUUUCAAAAACAGACACCGUACUUGAAUUUAUAAUCCAUGAGAUUCCUCUCGUUCUAUCUUUCACAGUUCAGCCUUUAAUUCUAGAUCUCGCACCAAUGGAUCAUUUAUCAUGAGUUAACAAGAUGUAGAACUGGAUUAACAUAGCAGGCCAGUACUGCAAUUAAUUUUCAAAUCUUUUCUCUUAUGGCGGUAAAAUAUUAGCAUUAUCACCCGACCAGCCAAGACGUCAACAUUUAAAGUUUUAACAUGGAGUUCCGAACCUCUGAAGUUGCUUGUUCAGCCACUUGAAAUAUCCGUUACGGAUUGGUGGGGAUACUUAACGUAAAUUGCGGAUGCUGCAAAACUGAAAUGAAGCCCGAUAGCAAAAGAUCUGAUUCAAAAGUUGCGAAUGGAAUGCCUAGAUCUGAAAGAUUAACUGUGCUUCGCUCUUCUGCCAAAAACUGCUGAAUAUAUCUUGCAUAGUCUGGUUUUAAAUCAGCAAUGAAACGCCGGCGCUUAACUCGAAGCCUCCAAUAUGCUAUGCUUCCAGAAUCUGCGAUAUUUUGCUUUUAUUUCACCUGAAAUACCACCUUGUCUGUUCGUGCUACAGAUGCCUGCUGAACGUUUCCAACAUCUUGAAAUUUUCUUUGAAAAAACUUAAUGCAGUCUAAAUCCCGGUGAAUGACCACUACCAAACCAAAACAGAAAGAUGGGGAUGCUGGAAAAGUAGGUGGGAAACGUGAAAGCCGUUUCCUGACCUGGCGAAGUUUUGCAGCAUUUUAGGACUACAAAUCCCGUGAUGCUUUCCUGCCGGCCGCGCAAGAAGACACGUGCGUACUGAGACCCGGACGGCGCACCGAUGUGACGCAUGCGCAGUGAUUAGUCUCCAGUGGCGGGCUGCAUGAGUGAAGUGAAGGAGGUGGAGGGAGGCCUCGUUUUUACACCAUGGUGGCUAAAAGAAGACUGUCUAAGUCUGCCGAUGAGCACGAUGAGGCCAAUGCUAAAGAUUUAUCAAGGGCAAAGAAGAGCAAAAUUGGUGGGAGAAAACGAACUACAUCUGUUCAGGAAGGAGAGGUGGAUGAUGACACCAUAUUUGUUCAGUUGCUAAAAUCAGCUGGAAUGAUUCUGAAACAUGGAAACCAACCAAAUAAACUAAGUUUGGACCAAGCAGUUUUUCAAAAGAAGCUUUGUCAAGCUUUACGGAAGCAUCCACGUUAUCCUAAUGUUGUGCAGGAGUUUGUAAGUGGCUUAGAGUCACACAUCGAAGGCAGGGACAAGUUCAGAAACUGCCUCUUACCCUGUGGGCAAUCUCAAGAGGGCGAAUCAAGUAACAACUUGAACUAUCAGGAAAGCCUCAUAAAGCUGCUUCUUGGGAUUGAGAUUCUGCAGCCUUCUGUUAUGAACACAUUAUUUGAAAAAAUUCCUGAAUUUAUGUAUGAUGGUAUUCCAGAGGAUGGAAUUAACAUGCCACGACUCAUCAUCAGUCAGUUUAAAUGGUUAGACAGGAUCAUAGACAGUAAGGAUUUGACAAGUAAGAUUAUGCAGCUGAUUAGUGUUGCUUCUCUUGAAAUUCAGCGGGACAUCAUCACCAGCUUGCCAGAAAUUUUGGAAGACGCGCAACACAAUGAAAUUGCCAAAGAACUUAAUUCCUUGUUGCAGCAGAACACUCAGCUGACAGUGCCCAUCUUGGAUGCCCUCUCUAGCCUCAAUCUACAUGCUGAGCUAUUGAUAGAGGUGCGCCAUUCAGUUAUGUCGACCUUGUCUGCAGUGAAACUUGAUGAUCUCCCUGUAAUUGUCAAGUUCAUUUUCCAUGCCAUCACAACAGAAGAUGCUCUCGAGGUGAUUACAGAAUUGCGGAUGAAUCUAGAAUUGGAAUCUUGUGUGCUUCCUUCACAACUGCAGAUUGGCUGGGACAAGCAGAAACAGAAGAGUGUUACAGGAACUUUAGUGAAUCAAGAGAAUUGUGGUCACGACUGUGUUGCAAUCAUGUUUGAUGUUAUCAAAGCUGCAGUAAGGUUCCAGAAAGCAACAGCUGAGGCUUGGAUUAAGGCUAUUGAAGUGGUAGAUUCUGCUGCUGGACACAAGGUUAUCGAUCUGUUGGUUCUCCUAAUCCUCCAUACAACCAGUACAAACAACACCAAGAAACAAGUGGAGAAACUGUUACGUAGUAAAAUUCGCCUUGGCCACAUUGGGGAUCAGCUUUUGCAGGUUGCAUUCAGAAGUCAUGCUCUGGUUGUCCGUGAGUACUUUCCCUCUGUUCUGUCCUUGGCUCAGACUCUCUUGAGAUCCUCAGAUGUGACUGUGGUGUCAUUUGGCAGCCAAAUGUAUAAACAUGCAUUUAUGAUGUUUGAUUCCUACUGUCAGCAGGAAGUUGUUGGUGCACUGGUGACACACGUUUGUAGUGGUUUCACUACAGAGGUGGAUGUCUCACUUGACGUGCUUACGGACCUGGUUUCCCAGAAUUCGUCUACAAUGGCUGUUUAUGCUAUAUUUGUGAAGGGUAUCUUGGAUUACAUGGACAACUUGUCUCCACAACAGAUAAGGAAGCUGUUUUUUGUCCUGAGCACAUUGGCUUUUAGCAAAUGGCAGGAGGGCAGCCACAUUCAGGAUGACAUGCACAUUGUUAUUAGGAAGCAACUGUCUAGUACAAUAUCCAAAUACAAGCGAAUUGGAAUCAUUGGGGCAGUCAUGAUGAUGGGCUGCAUGGUUAAUGACAGAAGUAAAAUUGAACCCUCAUCAUCAGACGUGCCAUCCAUGACUAAAGAAUCCUUCAGGCAGGCCACUGCCCUGCUUGAAUUGGUACGGACCUGCAGUGAGCAGUCUCCAGAAGCUGCUGCUCUCUACUAUGAUGAAUUGGCUAACUUGGUGCAGAAAGGAAAGCUGGAUCCGCAAGUGCAGGAAUUGAUUGGCAGAAGUGUACUUGAUGAUUUUCAAGAGGACUUUGUUGUAGACCUGCUGCCAGAAACAAAUAGUGAAUGCCUGUUGCCACUGAAGCCAAUGUAUGAUCUGGAUGAAGAGGACACUGAAGGUGGGAUUGUUAUCAAUCUUCUACCACUCCUAUCCAAUAGCAUGAUUGGGAAUGACUUUGAAAAUGCAGCUGGCAAGCAAAAGAACAAGAAGUGUGUUUCUCCAGUAUAUCUUGCUUCCUUUUUCCGUCUACUGCGAUUCUGCGAAGAGGUGCAGCACAAUAGAAACUUGGAAGAGAUUGACGCUUUAUUAGGUUGUCCACUUUACCUGACUGACUUUGAAAUGGUGGAGAAGGUGGAGUCACUAUCCAAACAGGAGCGGGAACUUCUAUGCUCACUGCUGUUUCACGCUCUCAAUUGGUUCAGAGAGGUCGUGAAUGCAUUCUGUAAACAGCAGGACACUGAGAUGAAGGGCAAGGUACUUCUCCGGCUGCAGAACAUUACACAUUUACAGGUGUUACUGGAGAAGUGUUUGGCAGCAACACCUGGAUAUAUCCCUCCACUGGCAAACUUUGAUUUGGAGGUCACUGAGGUUCCUCUGACUACAUCUCAUGCAGCAACAACAACUAAGAAAGGAAAGAAAGAUCAAAAGGGUAAGAAGAAGCAGAAAUCUGAGGGUAACAAGAAUUCUUCCACAGACAGCUCUCAGACUGAGGAGCCUACAGAAGAAAGUCAAGUGCAAUCUGAAAGUACACAAGGGAAGGAAAACACAGAAGAUGGGAAGGUCUUUGUAAAUUUAUCCAAUUACAGAGCCUACUUUAGAGAACUGGAUACAGAUAUAUUCUUCGUCCUACAGUGUAGACUAGUAACCAAAUCCGUACUGGAGACUGAACUACGUACCAAGGCCACUGAAGUUGUGCAGCUGAGGUCAGCUGAACUAAUGUUUCUUCUGGAGGACCUAGCUCGUAAAUUAGACUACAUGUUGGUUGCAACUGCUGCAAAAAAAGUGCUCUUCUUAAAGGUCAAAGGUGAUCGAGAUGUCGGAUUUUCACACUUGCGCCAAAUGACUCCACAAGAACUUGCUCAGAUUGCUGUAGAAUUGCUCAACCCCUUAUGUAACCAUUUGGAAAAUGUUCACAAUUACUUCCAGGUGAUGAUGGCUGAGAACAAUGGUGUUGUGGACGUUCUGGGAACAGAUGUAAAAGAGCAUCAGCAGAUGGCUGUAUGCUAUCAGUUACUACUUCACAUCCUCAAUACGCUGUUUGCUUGGUCUGGAUUUGCCCAGCAUGAAAACCGUAAACUACUGAGGUUAGCACUUGGCGUCCUAGCAAACAAACUUAAAGAGGGAGAUGGUGAAAUGCAAAUGGAGGAUCUUGUCAGGCAGAGUUUUCGAUACCUGCAGAAUUUCCAGAGCAGCAUUCCCCGCUGUAUUUCUGCAGUGAACCUUACCCAGCUUCUUAUUUGCAUAGCAGAGAAAUCUCUAGAUAACCAGAACAAGGAGAAAAUAGCAUCAAUUACACGAGGUUUCUUGUGCCAAUCUUGGGUUUUGCCCAGUGGGGAAAAAGAGAAAGGCAAUAAAUACAAUGAAGCUCUUGAAACCCUCCUAUGUAUUUACCUGAAGCAUACAGAUGACGUGCUGAAGUCUGUGGAGGAAAUUGCUGGUGUGGGUGUACCCGAGCUGUUGAAUUCGACUAAGGAUGGGAGCUCAAAUACAUUUCCAACACUUUCCAGGCAAACAUUCGUGAUCUUCUACCGAGUAAUGAUGAGUGAAUUGGAUAGGUCUGUAAAGGGUAUUCCAGCUGGCAUGCAGUCUGAUUCAACUGAGGUACAGAUAGAGAAACUGCUGCGAUGGAAUGUAGCUGUGCGAGAUUUCCAUAUCCUCGUAAAUCUUGUAAAGGUGUUUGACAGCAGGCCUAUCUUGGGUGUGUGUCUCAAGCAUGGACGCCUUUUCAUUGAAUCGUUUCUUAAGCAAGGCAUGCCACUCCUCGACUACAGCUUCAAGAAACACAGGGGGGAUGUUCAGAGUUUGUUGAAGACCUUACAGCUGAGUACUCGUCAGCUCCACCAUAUGUGUGGACAUACCAAGCUCAACCAGGAUACUAAUCUGACCAAUCAUGUCCCACCGCUGAAGAAGUUGUUGGAAAUAUUUGUAUAUCGAGUUAAAGCAAUGUUGACUAUCAAUAAGUGCCAAGAAGCAUUCUGGCUAGGAAACCUCAAAAACAGAGAUCUGCAGGGAGAGGAGAUCUUGUCCCAAGUAUCCCAACAAGAGAGUGGGGGUGAUGAAGAAUCAGAGUUACCUGAAGAUGAUGCAGAGGAGGAGUCUGAGGAUGAGUUGGAUGGUCGUGAGUCAGAUACAAGGAAAACUAAAAGGGAUGACGAUGAAGGAAGUACUGAAGUCUCUGACAGUGAUUAGGUUGGUCCUGAUGCCUUAUCAAAACCUAGGGUAAAGAAUAGCCAGUUCUACCUGUCAUACAGUUCAUGAUGUAAAUUAUGCAAAACAAAAGUCUGGCAUUGUCCAGGACAAUAGAAUUUACCAAACUACUUAAGUGAACUUGGGGAGUUACUAUAGUUGCAAAAUCAUAUAAUACAGCUUGAAAAGGAGCUGCAAUUCCUAGAAAGCUUUAUGAUAUUUAUAAUGCUGUUUUGUUCCAUAUACGUACAGCUUUUUUCCUUUACCUACAGCAUUUUGCAUUUAUUUUACCAGUCAUGCUUGUGCCAUCAAUUUUGUGAUUGUAUUUUUUAAAUGCAAAUUUCAAUGUUAAUGUGACAAAGGGAGCAGAACACUGGUCAUGGGGAACAUAUGCAGUAACAUGAAUUAGUAAAUCUGUAUUCCAGUUCCGCAUUCUUUGCAUUGAUCUCUCAACUCUCUCAAUACGGACAAUAGGCUAAUGAAUGCCUGAAGUUCUCACAAAGGACAGAAUAACUGAAAGAAAAGUCAUUCCAACUGUGUUCAUUCACUAGCUGUCCCCACAGGCUGAGAGGGAGAGAGGGAGCAGGUACUGUAUCCUGCUUACUCUUUCUAACAUAGCUAGUAAGGCAGUAUAAUCUACAUAAAUUUGAUUUAAUCAUGAACACACCAACUCUCAGUGAGCUCUGCAACUUGCCAUUUGUGUGCAAUGAUCAUUCCUUAGAAUCCCUCAAAACAACAUUAAAGAAUCAGUAAUUUAUGUCUGUUUAAAAAAUACAGUGCAGCUGCUGAUUUUGUCAGCCAGAGCACAUUACUUAGCACUAUUGGCCAAUGGCUUUGAACUGUGGAAAGACCAGUCAAAGGCACGGUCUUCCCUUUCAAAUAGCAUAGUUUUAUUAAUUCCUACCACUUGUGACCUGACAUUAUGCCAGAUAAAAUGGAUCAACAUAAAUCUUCAACAUUUAGGUGAAACUACUUGUGAAUUUUUUUCUACAUCUGAACUUAGAUUGUAAGUUUUAUGAGGCAUUGUUACAGGGCCAAGGUUGAGGCAAUCUAACUUGUAAAAUUUACAAGAGGAGGUCUUUGAGACCUGCUGGUCCAAGUAUGAACAGGAUUUGUUUAUUGUCCAUUAAUUUUUUAUCCUUAAUUUAAAAUCAAUUGAUUUCAAAUAAUCUGAUUAAUUAAAACGUUUGACAGUAAAUUUAACUUAGUUUUGUUAGCGAGUUUUAGUUUUGUUAUUUACAUCCUAUGAUUUAAAAUUAUUAGCAUUUUCUCUGCCCACAAACUAAAUUAAUAGACUAAAGACAAUGUAAUGAUAUGUUCGUGGUGAAGUCAUGUUGCUGCUACGUUGUCAUCAAACAGUAUAUCUGAUAUUGUUGUUAUUUUCAUAGACUUGAAAAUGUUCAUUUGAUCUGAAUUGAAGUUCAGAGGUUACUUUAGGCAGACAUAUUACAGGGUAUAGGUGCUUAGAAAGGGAAGUUGAUGACAUUUUUCAAUGAGGGAUUCCAAUGUAGUACAUUAAAGCUGAAUUGCACACCAAGACUGGUGAUGCUGUUAGGACUAGGUUUGUUUCUGCGCCUAGAUGGGAAAUGGCUCUGAAAUUUCACUGCACUGCCCUAUGUGUCUUAUCAAAAUAUAAGAACAAUUGCUUAUGAUAAAGUCCUGCAGUCACAUUUUGGUUCUGAUUGUGUGGGCAAUGAGAUCCAGUUGUAAACUGUUUUUUGCUAAAAGGUUAUGCUGCUGUAUAAGUAUUA
Molecule: messenger RNA, 7490 nt
Organism: Stegostoma tigrinum
Lineage: Eukaryota; Metazoa; Chordata; Chondrichthyes; Orectolobiformes; Stegostomatidae
Gene: fancd2
Product: FA complementation group D2
Exons: 44
Coding region: 1369-5742 (1457 amino acids)
Biological process (GO): double-strand break repair involved in meiotic recombination; interstrand cross-link repair; mitotic intra-S DNA damage checkpoint signaling
Cellular component (GO): nucleus; condensed chromosome
Molecular function (GO): DNA polymerase binding
Source: RefSeq, a predicted model, not a curated record